Molecule: messenger RNA, 1250 nt
Organism: Mytilinidion resinicola
Lineage: Eukaryota; Fungi; Ascomycota; Dothideomycetes; Mytilinidiales; Mytilinidiaceae
Product: adenine nucleotide alpha hydrolases-like protein
Exons: 3
Coding region: 100-963 (287 amino acids)
Biological process (GO): FAD biosynthetic process
Molecular function (GO): FMN adenylyltransferase activity
Source: RefSeq, a predicted model, not a curated record
CUUCCACGUAGUUCCCGUAGUUCCAGUAGUUCCAACCACUACACCGUCCGCCCCUUCACUGCCUGCAGCCCAUGUCGUGUUCGCAGCCGCAACACAGCAAUGCCCGCGCCUUUGCUCGGAGAGAGUGAGAGCUGCAAUGCCGCCCCGCAGCCCGUCUCGCCGCUUGUAGCGGACACCCCUCCACCACUCCCGGAUGUCUGCGCCAAGAUAUACAAUCGCAUCAAUGCCUUUCUAGAAGAGGAGACCGAUUCGCAGCGGCUGCAGGGCCUCCAGAAGCAGACGCGAAUUUCCCUGGACGUCAUCUCAGAAGCGCUCGAUCGCUACAGUCUCUCAGAGCUGUCGCUAUCAUAUAAUGGCGGCAAGGACUGCCUGGUGCUUCUCAUACUGUACCUGUACGGCCUCCACGCAAAAGGCCUGACCCGACCGACGGUCGACAAUGUCAAUAGCAACCACCACGAGCCUAUACAGUGCGUCUACAUACAAUCGCAACACCCAUUCCAAGAAGUCGAGGACUUUGUAGCAUCCAGUGUUUCCAUAUACUCAUUGUCGCUGGACCAUUACGCCAAGCCCAUGAAGGCCGCUUUUGCGGAUUACCUGCACGACAAGCCGUCAGUGAAAGCCAUAUUCGUCGGCACGCGUCGGACGGACCCUCAUGGCGCAGAUCUGACACAUUUCGAUCCCACCGAUCACGGAUGGCCGAAGUUCAUGCGCAUACACCCCGUGAUCGAUUGGCACUACGUAGAGAUCUGGACGUUCAUCCGGCAUCUUCAGAUACCUUAUUGCGUUCUCUAUGACCACGGCUACACCUCUUUAGGUGGCACCACAGACACCCUUCCCAACCCCGCCCUACUCCGAGACGCGACAUUGGCCCAAAACGGAAACCAAAAUGGCGCCGGCACUGCGAAAUACCGCCCAGCAUAUGAGCUUGUUGAGGACGAAGAGGAACGUCUCGGAAGAGACUAACAAAUGACAUGCAUCUCAUGGAUAUAUCACGACUGGGAGAGCAAACCGGUCGAUGAGAUCUUGCAUAGGGUAUCGAAGCUACCCAUAGCAUUUUGGGCGUCUUUGGCGGCAUUGUGUUCCUAGAAGAGCUUCAUAGUUCUAGAGUUGACAUAAGGUAUACUGUAGAAUCGAAACAGCUCGCGACUCAUUAUAUUUGAAGAGCCUGAUGUAUACGUACUCCUAGCGGACGUCCUCUUCAUUGUGAGACGCCUCAAGCAAAUAAAAGCAUGAAAUGGUUUAUUGGAGCA